Molecule: messenger RNA, 1275 nt
Organism: Bubalus bubalis (water buffalo)
Lineage: Eukaryota; Metazoa; Chordata; Mammalia; Artiodactyla; Bovidae
Gene: RSL24D1
Product: ribosomal L24 domain containing 1
Exons: 6
Coding region: 77-568 (163 amino acids)
Biological process (GO): translation; ribosomal large subunit biogenesis
Cellular component (GO): ribosome; nucleolus
Molecular function (GO): structural constituent of ribosome
Source: RefSeq, a predicted model, not a curated record
UCACUUCCUGUGGCGGGGCUACGUCACUUCCUCUUCAGCUGGGUGUUAGGGAGGCGAGUCCCCACGCGCAUUCAACAUGCGGAUUGAAAAGUGUUAUUUCUGUUCGGGCCCUAUCUACCCAGGCCACGGCAUGAUGUUCGUUCGUAACGAUUGCAAGGUGUUCAGAUUCUGUAAAUCCAAGUGCCAUAAAAACUUCAAAAAGAAGCGCAAUCCUCGCAAGGUCAGAUGGACUAAAGCGUUCCGGAAAGCAGCUGGUAAAGAGCUCACGGUGGAUAAUUCAUUUGAAUUUGAAAAACGUAGAAAUGAACCUGUCAAAUACCAGCGAGAACUGUGGAAUAAAACCAUUGAUGCAAUGAAGAGAGUUGAAGAGAUCAAACAGAAGCGACAAGCUAAAUUUAUAAUGAACAGGUUGAAGAAAAAUAAAGAACUACAGAAAGUUCAGGACGUUAAAGAGGUCAAGCAAAACAUCCAUCUUAUCCGGGCCCCUCUUGCAGGCAAAGGAAAGCAGCUGGAAGACAAAAUGGUACAGAAAUUACAAGAGGAUGUGGACAUGGAAGAUGUUUCUUAAAACCCUAACUGUCUGUAAGCAUUUCUUUUAAGUGCAUCUGGAAAUCUCCUUUGGAAACUUAGAACUUGUAAAUUAUUGAAUUUUUUUUUUUUUUUUUUUUUUUCCAUGUAAGGUCACUCAGAUGAAAGGGGAGUAAACACUUCUGUCCUACAUUGAUAUUUGCAGAACAGCAGAUAUUAUGGAUGCUAGGUUGCAUCUCAAUGUUAAACCUUCAGUGAAAGAUACACUUUUAUAAAUUAUGAAAACUAUGUAAAUACUGAAGUGAAUUGUGGACAUAAAAUGGUCAUGCCAUUUGGUUAAUGGCACUGGGCAGCAUUUAUGUAAUAAUGACAAAUUCAUGACUAGUAAUAUAUAUAAAAUAAAAUUUUCUUUGCAGUAAAAUAUUUCCUUUAUUAAUGUUCUGGAUGGGAUACAGCAAGGAACUAACAAUCUGUAUGAUAAUUAGCCUCAAGUAAUAUCUUUUCUUUUGAUUUUAAUAUUUCUGGUAAUGGUUUAUUAGCAUCUUAGAAGAACAUAAUGGCCCAAUAUGUUGAAGCCUAAUUAUGUUGGACUGUUUUGAUGUGGUUUAACUAUUGUGAUAGUCAUUUGUGGAUGUUGAGGGUGAGUUGAACAGUUUGUUCCUGAAAUGGCACUGUGUAAUUUCCACUUUGGAGAAUACUCAGUGAUAAGUUGACAUUCCUAGUAGAAUAAACUUUAUUUUUCCAUGA